Molecule: messenger RNA, 1896 nt
Organism: Porites evermanni
Lineage: Eukaryota; Metazoa; Cnidaria; Anthozoa; Scleractinia; Poritidae
Source: the annotation of a GenBank genome assembly
AUGCGGUCAAUCUGCCUUCUUUUCCUUCAAGCUGUGUUCAUUGGUUUUGCCCGACACACCAAAGUAACUGCGAAGAGGCAUUGCCCCAAGUUUACUUCUUGUAUUGACACCUAUGCUGACAUUUAUAAAUCCCUAGCAUCAGAGGACAACAGUUUCAACAUUGAAUCUGCGCUGCAUCCAGCAAUGACGCCAUCAUCACUUGUAGUUAAAGUAGAGUUCAUUACACACAAUGAAACAUCAGUGGCAAAUUACACUUGGAAUUUAAACUGUUUAUAUGUUGCUAUUCCUCCUCAAGUCCUCCUGCUCUUGUCGCUUGGGUCCGUUCUUGUUACACCACGCACACAAGAGCUGAAAAUCUGCAUCCCCGAUUUCUGUAGAAAUAUUACAUCGACCAAGGAGCAGAAAGACCUCAUGACAGGUGUUCUCUCUGCGGUACGCAACUGUAUGUCUACUAUUCUGUAAUAGUUUACACUAAUUACAGGAGUGACAGAGAAACCGAGAUUAUACAAUUUAAAGAGGAUUAAUCAAAGUCAUAAAGAAUCCAUACUCUUACAAAAAAUUCUUACACUUUAGGAGCCAACACCAAGAGGAAUUAUUGUUGGAGCAAGAAUUUGUCAAAUCCAGUCUUGUAAAAGUUUUAAAAAGGCAGAGACGUAGAUUUUAUGUCGCAUUUCGGAAGUGUCAAACAAGUUUUGACACUUUUUUUUUCAAUUUAAGAAAAGAGUCGUGUAACUCCUUUAUUACAAAAUGAUGACCAAAUCUAUGAAUCACCUUGUUCAGUCAUUAAAAUGAAAAUAAGGGUGUUUUCUGCAGAGUAUCAGUGUUGCUAUACAAACCACUAAGGUCUAGACUGACCAUAAAUUGUUCUCCAAUUUGAAACUGGGUGUUGAAUAUUUUAUUGUUGCAUUAACUAGUAAAAAAGUGGCAAUGUGUUGAUACUAAAAAGUGUUUGUUCACCCAGUCCGGUCUCUAUCGUAUUAUGCAAAUAUUGAUCAUAUUAAACAUGUUUCUUUUCCUCAGCUUCAAGAUCUGGCCGUGCGUCCAGGAGUGCGGGAUCCAAGACUUAACACAGUAGAGUGCGUUAUAGAGGGACAUGAAACAGACAUCUUGGCUACAGGACAGAGUUCGUACAUAAGGGCAAUUUUAUGGUGCGCUUUUAUUUUUUCAUUCUGGGCUGGUCCUUAUUUAGCGGAAAUUAUUUUAGGUGUAAUAGAUCAGAGAUCCCAAGGUCCCCAAAGUCCAACUGCAACCUCAUCCGCCGGGACGGGGCAAGUUGAAAUUGAUAUGGAACUCCUUGAUUCCCAGGCUCCCACUUCCCCGGGCCCGGGAGAAAAUAUUUCGGAGCCCCUGAUAAGGGCAGUAGUUUGCGUAUGUUGUUUAUUGCUUUGUGUAGAAAUUAUAAUAUUAGGCUUUAUAUUCAAAUUUUCUGUAUCAGGAAAUGCCCCAAUUGAUGUUUACAUAUAUAUUGGGAUCCUUAUUUUGGAAGGUGUGAUAUUAACUUGCUUAAAAAAAUGCCCUUCGAAAAGAGUGUUUAUAUCAACAUUUUGUCUAAUCUUUACAUCCCAUCAUUUUUGUUGGCUGGUGAUCGGCAUUAUGAUAAAUCCAGUGUGGGGACUAACGGUUUUACUCCUAGCUUGCUUUUCUGUCGUCUUGUUAACUUUCCUACUCUGCCGGUUUUUUGGGGGAGGCAAUUUCAAAUGCAGUCGAGACGACAUCAUGCAAAUCAUGGUAUGUGGUGCUACCUUUUGUGGUGGUCUCUCGCUUGUUGCGUCAGCAGUUUUAGCGGGACAGUCGUGUUAUGGAAGGGGGACUGCGGACGAGCUGGUGAAAACUGUAGUGUUGUCUGUUAUCAGCCUUGGUACUUCACUGUUGUCUUGGCUGAGUAAAAAACGUUAG